CUGUUUCUUUCCUCUGUCCGGUACCAAAGCCACUCGAACUCGAAUGCCUCACCCGCACCUACUUCGAAUGCCGCACCAACUCCCUCAAACACAAGGGAGCGGGCACUGCUCUCAGCCUGUCGAAACAACAAAACAAAACUCCAUACCGGAAGAUCAUUACCUUCUUCCUAAAACGGAAUAUAGACAUUGGUACAACAGGAGGCUCGAGAGACAGACCUCGAGCGACACAUCUGAUCUACGACCCCUCUCCGGAUCAGUCGGUGGGAAAAUGGCUCGUGAUCGUGCAUUCAAUCAAUUUCCCUUGGGAACGGUGGCAAGGUUUGCCGUAAAUAAACAGAUGAGUCGGUUCAAGCAACCGAACAAGAAUGCCAACUGGGUUCAGAUACCCCAAAAGAAGCCACUUAGUAUUUAUUCUAUCCCGGAGGGCGGGUCUCGUGACAACGCCUUCCUCUGCGGUCUCGUUACGACUCCCAGGAAUAGCCAAGUCAAAACCGGCAAGGAUGAUCCCACACUCGGCUCAAUGCGAUAAAGAAGAAAGGGAAUAAUGAGAAGACUUUCUCCCUCUACAGGAAAGUGGUCGUUAAAGGAGACUGCUUUUGCUUUGAAUGCUGACCCAAGCUUUUUGUCUUUGACAGACUCGGCUGUGAACAAAUCCUCAUCCUCUCUUAGAGAAUCGACCGUUCACUCAUGCUUUGGACGAGAGAAAGUCUUCUUAGUCUUAGUCUUCCGCUUGAACGAACGGUGAUUCAAAAUGAAUACCUUUCUCAAGU
Rubroshorea leprosula is the source of this 770-nucleotide messenger RNA. The record is from the annotation of a GenBank genome assembly. Lineage: Eukaryota; Viridiplantae; Streptophyta; Magnoliopsida; Malvales; Dipterocarpaceae.